This is a messenger RNA of Aspergillus melleus, 3291 nucleotides long. Its product is annotated as Fibronectin type III domain protein. Bases 1 to 3291 code for a protein of 1096 amino acids. The transcript has 3 exons. Lineage: Eukaryota; Fungi; Ascomycota; Eurotiomycetes; Eurotiales; Aspergillaceae. The record is from RefSeq and is a predicted model, not a curated record. Gene Ontology annotation, molecular function: protein binding.
AUGUAUGAGCCGUUGUAUCUUUCCUUUGACGCCUACCCCAGUGUGGUCCCCCGUGUGAGGGUACGAGGCGUCAUGGCUCUCUUCCUCGCCGUCACCAUCCUUUGGGCCCUUAUCUGGCUGUUAUAUCGUGCAUGGCAGGUUUGUCAGACGUCCAACGAGGUUUUGGUUGAGAAACUGGGUUUGGAUAUUCCCCCGCCGCCAGAGGUUACUUUGGAGGAGAUCACUGCCCGUGAGAUUCGCAUCGCUUGGAAACAGCCCGAGUUCCACAAUUCGAUCCAUAAACAUAUCAUACAAGUGAAUGGCACAAAAGUGGGCGAAUCGAAACGAGCCGAGACCGCAGUCGAAAUUCUAGAUCUAAUCCCCGGAAAUAUCUACCAUAUUUGCGUCCUCUCCGUCAGUGCGGCCAACUUCCAGACUCCUAGUGCCAUCAUCCAUGUCCGGACGAAGUCUCUUCCUCUGUCCUCGACGCAACAGAAUGCUUCCGUCGGCGGUCCUACUAUCCGGGCAUCGAUCCCGCGCUCAACUGCCGGUCUCGCUGCUCCCUCGGCCCCGAUCAUGUCUCGCGAGCACAGUGGAGGUCAGAUAGCCUCGAAACGAUCCUCGGCCGGGCGAAAACAGUCCCCCGCUGCCAGCGGAGCGGAGACCUCCCAUAGUCAAUUGGAGGAACUGCAGAAGAACAUGGCCGGCGGCGAUCGUGAUGAAACCCUGGAGAAACUCGCCGACAGACUGAAGUCUUUACAGCAAGAAAACGAAAAUGUCGAAAAACAGACUACCGAUGAAGAUGAGGAACAUGUUGCGCUGCUGAAGGAACUCGAAAAACAGCGUGAUGACCUACGCAAACGGGUCAAGGAAAAGGACGAAGCCAGCGGCGAUCUAAAGAAGCAUGUCUACAAGCUUGAAAGUGUCAAUCGGACGGUGCAGAGCGAGAAGGCAAAGCGCCAGCGACUCCUACAGCAGAAGGAGUCUGAGCGUAAAAAGCGCAAGGAUGAUAUCGUGCGGUGGCAGGAACGGAUGGCACGCAUGACAGCAGAGGCCGAAAGUGCAAAGGAGGAAAAGGAACGCUUGGAGGCUGACGGCAAGACUCGUGCCGAUGAGGUGCGAGAGAAAAUCGCCCAACAACAAGCCGAGAUGAAGGUCGUCGACGAUGAGAUCCAGGACAAGGGUGGCCGUGUCAAGAAGCUGGAGGAAGAAAGAAAGGAUCACCAAGGGCCCGACAGCGAAGAUGGUAGGGAACUGGACCGAAUCGACAACGACCGAGCUCGCCAGUGGGAGAUCAAACUAAGCAAUCUACAUGCACGAUACGCUACGCUUGUAAGCCUUCAUGCGCAGGCACAGCAACAGUAUCAAGAAGCGCAAGAGCGUUUCAAGUGGUUGACCACCCAACGACCCGGAAGCACCGCACCGUUCUCUCUUCCUUCUCUGGAUCUCGAUCUGUCCAACAAUGCCACCAUCCGUCCUCGUCGUCAUCGCAGUUCGCUUGCCAGCAACGUUUCAUCUCCUAUGAACUUCCCCGCUCUAGAAUCGUCGUUCCCAGGUGGCAUCAAUUUCAAUCCACCCUCCACCCACUCGCCCACGUUUGGUCCAACUCCUGCCUUCUUCAAUAUCAACAAUGGAAUGACUCUUCCUGGCCUUUCGGGCCAACCUGACCCGCUACGGUUGGAGUCGGAUAUCUCUUUCAGCAACCCCCAAAUGAGCCCUCGCGCCGAUGCAUUGCUACCGUCCGAUCUUCUAGGGGAUGAAGAAUCUCCGGAACUUCCACGACCAAUUGUACGCCCUCGAUUUCCGGAUCUUGAGCCCUCGGGUCCUCAGCUCGAUAAUUUCCCUCACGGCCCGCCGUCACCGGACUCCUCCGAGAGCCGACCUGGAAGUAUCUUUGCCAGUCCGCAUGAAAGGGACGGCCAGGACCAAGACACCGAGUCCCAGCCCGGGCAUUUGGGAGAAUCGGAGGAGGCCCCGAAGAGCGCAACGCGAAGACUUUCGGGUCUGUUCAAUUUCCACCGGCCUCGAGGGAAAACCCUGGCAGAUGAGCCUCCUUUGCUAGGCUCCUUGAAACCAGGUCAGAGCCAGUCUUUCCCGCGGAAUCUUGACGAGAUGGACCCGAUCGGAGCGAGACGUCGUCGGUUGAGUUAUACCGGCAAUUGGGCCAACCCGAUCUCGUUACUUCCCCGGAGCAAUACCACCGGAGUCACGAAUGACAGUUCUUCGGACCAUCUGCCAUCCCGACGAGCAGCUUUCUCAAGCAUCUUUUCCCCCAGCCGAUUCGGGUUUGGCAGCGGCAGCAACCUGGGCAAGUCCAGCGAACCGUCGGACCUCAACACUGGGUACAAUCAGUUCAGCCCCAGGCAUGACCCCAUCGAUCCGUCCUCAAUCCUUGGAACUGUUCGACGCGGGUCGUUGUCGCCACGACCAUCGUCGACGUUUUCUUUCGACAACCAGCUGCCGCAUCCCUCCACAGACAAUCGGCACUUCGGCUGGCCCUCGACCGAGAAGUCGGACCACCGAAGCCUGCUCGGGUUUGAUUGGACUUCACCGUCUACAUGGUCGCGCGUACAUUCGCGCCGACCGUCGACGCAGUACGGCUCCUCCGGUCACCUCCCCCUCGGACUUACGGGGGAGCCUGAUUUUCCACAAGACCCCUUCGAGAGACAGGGUCGGCCCCUUCAAGCCCCAAUCGGUACACGCCCCUCAUCCUCCCAUCGACCCGUUACUCCGAAACUAAAUCCAGCGGCCCCUUCUUUCAAGACCAUUUUUACCGGGAAACGCUCCGAUAAGGAUAAGGAGAAAGAGAGGGCUAAGGACAGGGACCAUGAUACAUCGUUUGAGUUUUUAAUGGAUGACGGCUCGCCCUCCGAAUCUCGCGCCUCUCGGGACUCGCGAUCUCUGUCGAUCCUCACCGGAGACUCGCACGAGUCGUUGGAGCGCAUGCCGUCUGCAGCUUCCGCGGAUAACAACAGCUCGAAAGAAUCCUUCAUCCGGAAAAUCACGCGCAAGGGUAGUUCAGGGAAAUUCAGUUCGUGGAAGGACCGCUCGGGCUUAUUCUUCAAGAAGGGCGAUUCGUCUCAGGGCGACAUUGACGAGGAUGGAAACGGCGAGUCAUUGCUUGCCAAGAGUAUGGACAGUACCAUUUCCAGUGCUCCAUCUGCGGAUAGGUCCACCCGAAGCAGUCUGGGUUUCUUUAGUCGAAAGUCGAGGAAAUCGGACAAGGCCGCCAGCGAGACGAGCGAACGACCUAGUGAACGAGCCAGCGAAAUCGGUGAUGAUGAAAUUCCGGAGGAAGUCAAUGCUUCUUAA